AUGGCAAUUCCGACACAGUUUGCAUACAGAACACUGAAGGGGAUUGGUAUCUUGGAUGCCGCACCCGUCUAUCAACCUUUGCCCGGUUUCCAGAGACCCGAAGGUAACUCUCGCUGCUGUACCUACUCGCCAUGCGGUCGGUACUUUGCUUGGGCUUCCAAUGACGGAGUGACUGUCGUUGAUGCGUUUGCCGGUCACAUCAUCACUAGCCUUCCCACACCAAACGUCUACGAAUUGGGUUUCUCCCCUCGUGGCACAUACAUCAUCACUUGGGAGAGACCUUCGAAGGAUGAGAAUGGUGAUGCGGUCAAGAAUUUGAAGAUCUGGCGCACGGUGGAGGAUGUUGCGGAGGGAGCUGAGAAGGAGGUUGUUGGGAGAUUUGUGCAAAAGUCACAAACUGGUUGGAACCUUCAGUACACUUUCGACGAGAAAUAUUGCGCCCGAAAUGUGACGAACGAGGUCCAAUUCUACGAGAGCGGCGAUUUGCGUACAGUUUGGAAUAAGCUUCGUGUAGAGGGCGUUGCGGAUUUUGCAAUUUCUCCAGGUAACAACUAUUCUGUAGCAGUUUUCAUUCCAGAGCGCAAGGGUCAACCUUCCGCCGUCAAAGUUUUCAACGUUCCACAAUUCAACGCCCCGGUUUCACAAAAGACAUUUUUCAAGGGCGACAAAGUUCAAUUGAAAUGGAAUCAAUUGGGUACAACCUUAAUCGUUCUCGCCCAGACAGAUGUUGAUAAGUCGAACAAGAGUUAUUAUGGAGAGACGACAUUAUAUGUGCUGAGCGCAAAUGGUGGAUUUGAUUCUAGAAUUACUCUUGAUAAGGAGGGGCCAAUUCAUGAUGUUUCUUGGUCACCAAACUCGAAAGAAUUUGGUGUCAUUUAUGGAUAUAUGCCAGCAAAGACAACUAUCUUUAACCAGAGAGCUGUUGCGACUCAUACAUUCCAACUUGGUCCUAGAAACACGAUUUUGUUCUCUCCCACUGGUCGAUUUGUUUUGGUUGCCGGUUUCGGAAACUUAGCCGGUCAAAUGGAUAUCUACGAUCUCGAAAAGGAUUACAAGAAGAUUUGUACAAUUGAAGGUGGAAAUCCUAGUGUUUGCGAGUGGAGUCCUGAUAGCAAGUAUAUCUUGACAGCUACAACCAGUCCUAGAUUGCGAGUUGAUAAUGGUGUUCGAUUAUGGCACGUUACAGGUGGGAUUAUGUACAACGAGGAUAUGGUCGAGUUAUACCACGUUACCUGGAGACCACAGAGCCCUGAAAGUUUCCCGGCCGGAGAUUUCUUGAAUCCAGUGCCUCAACCACACCCAUCGGCUGUCGCUUACUUGGGUACAGUCAAGACCCCAUCCAAGCCAGCAGGAGCUUAUCGUCCUCCUGGAGCACGUGGUCAAGCUACGCCAUCUCAUUUCAAGCGUGAAGAUGAAGGUGGUUCCGCUCAUUUUGUUAGCAAUGGUACAUCAAUGGUCAACACCAAUGGAUUUGGUCGAUCUCGUAGACAAGUCCCAGGUGCUGAUUUGUCCGAGAACUCUGUUCCAGGAGCCGCACCAGCCGUUCCAGGUGCCGUUGAAGACGAAAAUCUUUCCAAGGCCGCACUCAAGAACAAGAAGAAGCGCGAAGCAAAGAAAGCAAAGGAUGCCGAAGCUAAAGCGGGUGGUCUUGGUGCCGGAACUCCAGAUGCAUCAAGAGGUCCAGGUGGUGAUCGUAGCCCGGACCGAAGAGAUCGUCAACGUAGUCGCUCAAAGAGUAACAAUAUGCGCUCUCCAUCCCAAUUCAGAACUCACGGUAAUGGCGGCCCUCACAACCUUCACCAACAUCCUCACCCUCACCAAAACCAGCGUCAAAAUGGAGGUGUAUCUCUUAACGGAGCUGCAGGUACCGGUGCAGGUGGAAUGAAGAAUCUCUCAAUCAACUCAAACCAAAAACCAAUCACCCCAACUCAACAAUUCUCAACUCCAGAAUUGUCAGUUACCAGCCCAGGUGGUGAUGGUAGCCCAUCGGCUAAGAAGAAGAGGGGAUUACAAAAGAAGAUUAGAGCAAUUGAGGAUUUGGAGAUGAGGAGAGCUGGAGGAGAGAAGUUAGAGGAUACACAAGUUAAGAAGAUCGCCACCAAGGGGGCCGUUCAAGCGGAGUUGGAUGCGCUUGACAGGGAAUAG
Sclerotinia sclerotiorum 1980 UF-70 is the source of this 2145-nucleotide messenger RNA. RefSeq lists its product as hypothetical. The transcript is spliced from 2 exons. Gene Ontology annotation, molecular function: translation initiation factor activity; tRNA binding; mRNA binding. Gene Ontology annotation, cellular component: cytosolic small ribosomal subunit. The record is from RefSeq and is a predicted model, not a curated record. Bases 1 to 2145 code for a protein of 714 amino acids. NCBI's taxonomy places the organism in Eukaryota, Fungi, Ascomycota, Leotiomycetes, Helotiales, Sclerotiniaceae. Gene Ontology annotation, biological process: translational initiation.